AUGGCGUCGGCAGCGGCUACGGCCUACGCCUAUCACCAUUUGGUACUUCCUCCGAAGCUCCCGCAGCAGGACGACCGCAACGCCGCGCACGACUUGACUCUUGUCGAUAUCGCCAUUCACGCCCUUGAGUCUCUGAAACCCUUUGUCAACAGCGAGCAUGUCGGCUCAGUCGAAGUCGCCGUCAUAACAGUCAAAAAUCUUCGCAGGUGCCGGGACCGCCACGGCAAUAACUGUGAAUGUCAAGUUCAAGACGUUCUUGCCAAUGUCGCAAACGGCGUCGCUACUGGUAAAGUUCCACUGGAGAUUAAAGAGCAGAAUGCCGGGAUUUUUAUCAGCCGAUCUUCAGACAACUUGGUCUUCGAGUUCUUCGAGCUUUCUCCUACGAACGAGGCGGCUAUGCAUCCAGGCCGACUAGUACGAGAGUUCCCUGCCCAUGCAUCACAGAUACCUAUCGGAAAGGUCAACCCCGAUCUUAUCGAAUCGAUCUCCAGGACCAUAGCUACAAUGACGACCCAGACAGCUCCUGGCUUCCAGCCCAAGAUAACCAAAAACAACAAGAGCAUGGACGAACAGCGCGACACGACGCAUCCCGGCAUGACAACCGACUUCUUUUCGAACCUUAUCGCUGCUUUCGGUGAGCCGACAGAUCUACUGUUCUCCCGACAAGCACCUUCCAGUCUCCAUGCCGACGGUCUGUACAAAGCCUUCAUGAUCUUUAUGCUAUCACGAUUACUCGAUCUGGGGAAACAGCACUGGAAAGAUAUGGGUAGCGAGGCGAUUCAUAUCACAUUAGCCAAGUUAUCCCGACGGCUACGCAAGUUCGAGCUUCUCAAGCAAGAAGGGUACCUACAGCCAGGCUGGGCACAACAUAUUCAUGACCGGAUGCUUAACGCCCACAAAUUCAUCAACCAGCACUGGCAGGAUCAGAUCGACAACUCUCAGGCCAAUAUCGACUUCAGCACCGUUGCCCAGCUCAAGCCUAAGGCCGAUGUCGACAUGAAACUCUCCGGGUUAGAUGCAUUCUUGUUGGCGGUCACGUCUCGUCAGCGAGAAGUCUCGUCGUCUACCUUCACUCCCACUUCCGGGUAUCCAUCUUAUCCAGCUACUCAAUUACCGGAAAGCAUAAAGUCGUUCGGUUCUCAUGAAGACAAAUACUUCCGCCUAGCCGCUUUCGAGAAGUGGGUCGAGCAUCAUCUUGUUGACUGGUACACUUCACAUCUCCACGAUGGAGAUGCAUGCGGGAGUCUACGUACAAUCAUGACUAGCUACUAUGACGUUGCUAGUAGCACCUAUGCUGGAGUGCCUAUCGGCCUAUCUAUCAUGUAUCUGACGCUUACUGGGCUUUGGAUCGCAUGCGACCGGAUCGCAUGCACGAUAUAUCCCAUGCUGCUUGAUUAUGAUCCUGAGGUCGAUCUGGCCGAGUUUCAAUGCCUUACGCUUCCCCUCAAGAGCCACCUGAACCGCUUGGACGCUUCAGAGCGCUAUGUACGAAUGCGACAGGCCACAGCGGUGAAAGGAAGACCUUCUGUCUAUCGAAGGCUUGGAGACCCUGACUCGUUCUCUGUCCGAUACUUUGAUCGGUGCGAGACUCUUCAGGCUACAUUAUCAGAUAUCGAACUUGAUGCCGCUGCCAAGCGCAAGCGGAAGUGUAAAGAGCUGGCAGAUCUCAAGCUACAGUAUCAGCAGUACAUGGACCAGUACAAUAGCAACGUAUGUGAGGAGGUAUGGGAGAUCUACAAUCGCAGACACGGCUACAGACGAAAGGUCCACUCCAACAACUGCAGCAGAUGUGCAGCGAAGGCCAAGGCAGAUUUCCUUACGAUCCGGAUCUACGAAUGGCCAGUCUCCUCAAAAACACCUGUAGCAAAGGCUACGGUGUUUGAGUUGGCUGUACCGGAUCCCUACAGCAACUGGCGCGAUGCCUCAGCGCACUUCAUUACCACGGUUCUCGGCUAUAAGGAUGCGAACCAAUUACGACCGUCACACUCAUACACGCUCAACAACCACCAGGAUCUGUCCCAUCUGCUAUCCAAUGGGUACCAUCGACGGAGAAUAGUCCCACUCUCAAAUGUCAAGAGCCACACUGCCACCCACAGGAAGUUGCAGAAAGCUAUUCCUCACUUGAACGAUGACGAUGUUUGCCUUGACAACGCUUUACAAUACGCCUACUACGACGUUUCCAGCGGCAUCUUCAACGCUAGCAUGCCCAGUUGUACAGAAGAAGUCCCGAAGAAAUGCCUAUACCCCAUGCCAACGCGAUCAAAGGCUCUUGAACGCUUCAUGUAUCGCCCACCAACAUCGCCCGAUGGUUUACCAGCCAACGAAGUUAUCGCCAGUUUGUCUGAUUGUCCAAUGCACUUCUCGAUCGAUGAGUAUAAGGCUUUGGGCGCGCUACCGCUUGGGAGCAACCUUGUUCAUUCGAACAUUCUUGCUCAGCUAGCGAUUCCAUCAGUCGACUUUACAAAGAUCGAGACGCAAUGUAUAAUUCUCCAGGCUGUACAUCAGGCGGGUCCGCCAAGUCAGUGCAUCGAGCGGUCAGGCCACUCUAUCCUUACAGAAACCUCGUUUGGCCAUGCUAUGCUCGCGCAGCUUGAGAGCAACUUGGGCCGCAUCGAAGAAAACUGGGAAUCAUGGAGGGCUGCAGCAACAUUCUCCUUACUCGCUCGACGAGUACUGAGCUUGACACGAGCCCAGGACGUUCGUUCUCGCGCGCUUGAUUACCUUGAGACUUUGCGAGCGGUUUGCUUGAAAUGGUUACGACGCUUGAAGAAGCGGGUGGCUGCCUCAACGGACGACGGCCAGCGCACAGAACUUUGGAGCCGCGCUACAGAGGUAGCGCUGCUGUGCACCUCGACCUAUGAUGUGGAAGAGCCUGACUUUGAGACUGUGCUUCAGCAAAAGUCGGCAAUCUCAACGUUGCUUCAAUCGUCUAUUGUUGUGCAAGAGCACUGUGGAACCAUGCAGUCGGAUUUCACAGAGCUUUUCGGUAUCUCACUACAGUCGUGGAAGUCAUUGAUGUAUCGCAUCCUUCCGACACUACGAAAUCGCGUCCUCGAGGAUGACAGCGGUCUUUCGGAUGCCAUCAAAGCGAAUUGGGCCGCAUUCGAAGAAUCGAAUUCCAGUAAUUCUUGGUGUUCACUGAACGAGAAUCGCCAAAAGCAAUGGAUGCUCACGACAUCCGGAAAUCUUCCUGUGCACUUCAACUUACUCACUGGAGAGUUGCUUGUCAAUGGCCUUCCGCUCGCUCGUCUUCCUGCCGAGUACGAGCGCCACAGGAUGUAUGAGCCUUUGUUCCACAAAUCAGCUCUGGAAGUUGUGCCAACCGAUGAACUUGGGUUCAGGUUCUCUGCCAAGACUCUAUACCAUGGCUACAACCUUCACUUCGGAAUGACGGGCCAGGAUAUGAUCCUGUCCGCUUUCGGAAAGGGUACGAGGCGGCUUGAGUUGGUACCUUCACGUCUUUUUCAGGGCUUGUUACCUGAGUCAUUUGUGACAGAUGCCGUACACUGGUAUGAUUUCAACGCUCAAGAGCUCUUGUUUCGGCCUAUGUAUGCUCCCUGGUCGACUGAAGACGAUGAUACACGAUGGCGCCUCGUACGACACGGAACGUCAUGGCGGCUAGUCAACAAAGACAAGGUUAUGAUCUGCGUGCGUAGCCCUACAGCUCGUACCAUCUCGAGCAUUUUGGCGCCCCUAGAGAAACCGCUACACAUGCACAUGCGUCUUGUUGGUUCAGACAAUACUUCUGAUCUCCGCGUCGAGAUAGAGCUACCGCGACUACAAAUCUCGUUCGAAUUUGUCGAAGCGAGUGACCAUUUGCGCUCUCGCCAAUUUCGCGACAUGAUUAUCGACUCUGAUCAAACCAUGGGUGCCCUUGUUGGCAUGCAAAGCCGGUUGAUAUUGAGGUCAGCGGAAGGUCGGCGAAUGAUGAUCAUUCCGGAAGGAUCAGUCGGUUUCGCGAAGGGAGAUCUACACCAUCCUGAGGUCAGAAUUCUAGAAGACUCGGCAACUCGGAUUCGCGCUUAUGACAUCGACGAGACUCUUGGCCAGAUAACUGGAGAUGGAAGCCUGCGAAGCCGCCUGAUCUUGUGCUACAUGCACGCGCUAACGUCUCACUGCCUACCCGAUCCUCUGACUGGAUGUACCGGCACUGAGUCAGCUAUCUCAAUUCUGGGAUCGGCAGCUGUGGGAUCGAUCGACCUUCUCGCACCAGAAGAUAUAGAUCUUCUGACCUGUCUGGCAAAUCUCUCGGCUACGAGAUCGUUUUAUCCCGAGAACCUGAAAGUAAUGCAGCGUACGAAGUGGGAUACGAGUCUCCCAUCGCUAUCGCAACAUACUUCUUUGCGGUCUCUCGUAUUGAGCCUAUUACAUCAGGUUGGGAGGAUGCAAUUCUUCUACCCUGACAAACACAAUGACUUCGAGUUGAUCAGAAAAACCCAGAAGAAAUUGAUGUCGUCUUCAACUGCCUAUUUGGAUGAGCGAGCUUCAAUUCGCACUGCCACGUUCCACGUCGCCGGCUUUGGUGCAGAGCACUUCAGCUCUGCAGAAGACUCGUAUUACGACCGGCGAGACGUCCAAUUACAUUCCAAGAGAGGAGCUCAGUCUCAUACGACAGCCAAGCUAAUGCUACGGGAUCGAUUCAGCCUUCACGGCCCUAUCACAGACCUCAAAGUCAGGCUUCUCCAACAGCACUUCAAACAUGCUACCAUCCUCGGAGUGAAUCGUUCCUUCGAUCCUGUAAGUCUCCGAUACGAUUCAAAGUGGCUGGACGAUGCAUCAAAAGCAAUCAUAGAGCAAUGGUGCACUCUACAACCAGGUCUAGCUGGCGUGUCUACCAGCAGCAAAAACAGAUACGACAUAAUCACAUGGCUGUCCACGAUGGCAUACGGAACAUCGGAUAUGAAUGUCAUACAGGCUUUUGCCGCAUUCUAUAUCUCACAGGAUUUCUCCACAGUACAACCACCUGCUGCUUCAACGUUCGAAUUAGCGAAGGGACAUGUCUUUCACCAAACCACGAUUGAGAACAUCCUUCAUAACAACGCCAAGCCAUUCGAAGAUUCUCGUGAAGCGAUGUCACCAAAGUCGGCAUCAGAGACUGAAGAGCAGCAUCACAACAGAAUGAACUCCUUGUUUCGACAACGGAAGAAUAGUGCGAUCCAGAACUUCGUGAGCGGCUUGAAGAAGCAGUGGCCAAUUCAGGUUCCUACAUUACCGCAGGCGGCUGCAAUUGACACGUAUGUCAAUGUUUCCGAUGCAAUGGUCACUAUCCGGAAUCACUUUUACAGCUGGUACGAUAACCACUUAUUCAUGGAAUACCUCGGCAAAUUGUCAACGAUCAUGGCACGACAGGUGGCGUCGCCGGUUGUGGCACCACAGCAUAUCCUUACCUCGCCGCCAAAGCAGCCUCAGCUCAGCGACUCCACUCGGCAUCUCAGCGUCCUGGAUGUGUUCGCUUUAAGGCCAUCUCGGUCCAUCGAAACCCUCUCACUAACAGCUCCUUCCGAGCCUGCCGUUACGGUCGCCAAAGGACAUCUGCCUGAGAAGCAUUCGGAGGUGAAUGAAAGGCUUGAGGAACUUUGUCGAAGAAACAUGGUCUACGCCACCUCCAAGUGUGAGCGAGAGUACGUUGAGAAUCUACGAUCAAGCUGCGAUGCCCUCAACUCGUUUGUCAACAGCGAUGUCAUGCAUGACGAGUUAGUUGCAGAUGUUCAAGCUCUGCUGCACGACUACCUCAGCAAGUGCCAGAACCAUCUCGAGACCUUCAACUCCGCAUUGAAGGGGCUUUUUAGCCACCAAGUCGCCUUUCAAACACAGCUGUCGCCACGAUUAUGUACAAAGUUCUGGCUCGGUCAACUACACAGAGACCGAUUCGACACACUAUCGUCUGCCUGGAAAGAAAUUGUCAUUCAGUAUGCGCUCGCUAUCACCAAUCUACAACGCGCUCAGCGGCUGCUCCGCUUAUCCAAGAAGCCGGUCGAUCUCGUGGAGGAGCUCCGCCAUGUUGGACAUAGCAAUUGGGAUGUGCAUCAAUACCCAGAGACUCUUCUCAUCGAGGCUGAGAGCGGAAUUCUUGUACGAGCCGAACAGGAGUUUAUUGCUAGCCAGAUGCGUUCGCCAAAAGAUGGCUGGAAUAUCGUGCUUCAACUGCUCAUGGGCGGUGGCAAGAGCUCAACUAUUCUUCCCAUACUGAGUGCUUUUCAUGGAGACAGGAAGAAGCUUGUCCGAGUGGUCAUCGCAAAACCCCAGAGCCGGCAGAUGCUGCAAAUGCUGGUCGCUAAGCUUGGUGGUCUCUUGAACCGAAAAGUUUAUCAGAUGCCCUUCUCACGCAACCUCCGACUUAAUGCUCAAGAUGCCGUCACCAUCCGCGAGAUCUACGAAGAAUGCAUUCGCGAGCGCGGUGUAUUACUGAUUCAACCGGAGCAUAUCCUGUCUUUCAAGCUGAUGGCAGUGGAAUGUGUUCUCAUUGAUCAGCCAGAAACCGCUCGGAAACUGCUAGCAACUCAGCAAUGGUUCGACGACGUGUCAUGCGACUGUAUCGAUGAGAGUGAUGAGAACUUCUCGACGAAGUUUGAGCUCAUCUACACGAUGGGCAGUCAGAGUUCUAUAGAAUACGCUCCAGAGCGAUGGUUGAUCAUUCAGGAUCUUCUAGCGCUAAUCCCCCCUGUGGCGAAGCAGGUCAAGGAGAUCCAUCCCGAGGCGAUCGAUAUAGAAGGCGAUGGCGACGGGCGGUACCCCAGGAUUAGGUUCCUACGACCUGACGCUGCCGAUCUGGCUUUGCGUCUACUCGCGACAAAGGUCGUUGAAUCAGGCGUAGGAAGUCCAUCUCGUUCGCAGUCUCCCACCAUGCAGGCCGCGAUACUGCGCUACAUAUCCGUAACGGAGCUGGAACCUCGUGAGAUCGAGAAAGUCGAACACAGCAAAUUUUGGACCGAGACGACUAAGCCGGCACUACUACUUCUGCGCGGGCUAUUUGCAGGGGGCGUGCUGAACUUUGUGUUCUCGCAGAAGCGAUACCGCGUCAACUUUGGUCUCGACAACACACGCAUUCCAGCCACUCGACUAGCCGUACCAUAUCGCAGCAAGGACUCUCCUUCACCUAGGAGUGAAUACUCACACCCUGACGUUCUGAUUUUGUUGAGCUUGUUAUCUUGGUACUACGAGGGUCUUAAGAACGAGGACCUGUUCGAUACCUUGAUUCAUCUGUUGAAGUCCGAUCAAGCAACCAUUCACUUCGACGAGUUCGUCAGCACCGCGUCUUCAAGUCUACCCGAGGCCUUCAGACAGCUCUCUGGCUUCUCCAUACGCGAUGAGCAUCAGUGCGUUGAGGAGGUAUUCCCAGGUUUACGGCAUUCCAAGAAGGCUGUCGACUAUUUCGUCUCUCACCUCGUGUUCCCCAAGGAACUGAAGCAGUUCCCUUUAAAGCUCAGUGCGAGUGGAUGGGAUUUGGCGAUCCAGAAACCGAAUCCCACGACCGGCUUCUCGGGAACAAACGAUACCCGGCAUCUUCUUCCACUCAACAUGCACCAACUUGAUCUGCCGAGCCAACAACACACCAACGCUCGGGUCUUGUCAUAUCUGUUGAUGGAUGAGACUUCUGUGGCCCAUUUACCCACACGCGCCAUCGGUAGUACAAGCAGUAAAGAUGGACAGCAUCUUCUUGCUUUCAUCGAGGGGUUACAUCCAGACAUAAGAGUUAUACUGGACUGCGGCGCAUCAAUCCUUGAUAUGAACAACCGAGAGGUGGCUGAAGCCUGGCUGAAGCUACGAGGCAACGACGUCGCAGCCGUGGUAUACUUUGAGGACGAGGAACUGUCUGUCCUAGAUCGCUCUUCCAAGAUCGAAUCCUUCCAGACAUCUCCAUACGCGAAGAUGCUAGAUUCGUGUGUCGUCUACUUGGACGAGAGCCAUACACGGGGAACAGACAUACCAGGAUUACCGCGACACUAUCGGGCUGCCCUGACGUUAGGCAGUCAACUGACCAAGGAUCGCCUCACACAAGCAGCUAUGCGACUACGAAAGCUCGGUAAUGGCCAAUCGGUGUGCUUUGUCGUACCCGGGGAGAUACGUACCAAGAUCUACGAACGAAACGGCAAACCGCCCGGUACCCCAAUCGACGUUUAUGAGGUACUGGCGUGGGCGAUAGGCGAGACCUGGUCUGAUAUCAAACGUUCGCUCCCACCGUGGGCUGUGCAGGGGAACCGAUCCGAGAGCCACAAGCACUUGUUGCUGGACGGUGCCAACACGACCAAAGGAACAGCGGAAGAGUUCCUAGAAGAGGAAGCAGCAAGCCUGGAGACUCGAUACAAGCCACGCGAGCCAGACGAUGAUGGCUCCAAGCACCUCCAGGAUUGGGACGAAUCUAAUGAGAACAUCGUCAAGAUCGUAUCACGAUGCCGUGAUUUCGAAGCCAUGGGCUUUGGCUCAGCUGCGCUAUCGGAGGAGCAGGAACGCGAACUCGCCCCGGAGAUCGAAGAAGAGCGCCAAAUCGAGCGCCCACCGCGCCUGAAGGCUCAUCCACAUAACUUUCACCCAGACCUCAAGCGCCUCAUCGAUACAGGAGAGUUCUGCUUCAGUUCAGAAGCAUGGGGACCGGCCUUUGAAGCCCUCUGCACCACGAGCGCUGCCAAGGAUGUUGAUCUGAGCAAAUUCCCUGACGACUUGCUGGUCACAGCGGACUUCAUACACACUGUUCAAGUUCCUCCAGGAUCGACCCGCGCGUCUUUCGUAUCCGACUCGUACCAACGACCUGUGCAAUUCGUACUUUCCGUCCAUCGCAAGGGAACUGUUAGCAACCUCAUCAUUGUGAGUCCCUACGAGGCCAAUCAGUUGCUACCUCUUCUCCGCCAGUCGAAGACAGUCUGCCUGCAUAUCUUCGCGCCGCGUUCCAAUGCCAGCUACGCAUCGGUCGAUGAUCUCAUGCUAUACAAUGUCGGUCGCAACUUCUUGCCUGGUUCAGUCUCGCGUAGCUUGACGAUGCAGCUGAAUCUCUUCGCCGGGAGUCUCUAUCUACGAUCGCUGUCGGAGUACGCCGAGAUCUGUGACUGUCUUGGUCUUCUAAAGGGAACAGCGAAAGACGGUCAGGAGGUCUAUGCAGAUGGCUUCAUUGAUCCGCCAGCUGGGAUCUGGGGGCUAGAGAAGUCUCCUGUGCCCUUCCUGCGAGCGCUACUCAUGAAGAUCCGGCGGGAAGGAGAAGGCGUCGAGAAGACCCAUCUGGGUAGGAUGCUAAGCGGAGUUCGGCUGGAGGAGAGCGACUUUGUGGUGGAAGAGUAG
Molecule: messenger RNA, 9270 nt
Organism: Alternaria triticimaculans
Lineage: Eukaryota; Fungi; Ascomycota; Dothideomycetes; Pleosporales; Pleosporaceae
Exons: 4
Coding region: 1-9270 (3089 amino acids)
Source: RefSeq, a predicted model, not a curated record